CAUAAUAUAAUGAAAGUAAUGAACAUCACAAAAUAAAAAGAAAAAUUAAAAAGACAUCAUAUCAUCAUCGCAAGCAAGGAGAGUUCAGAGCUCUUAGCUAGUUUUGAAGCUCUGACAGUUUCAGGGAAAAAAAAUCAAAAUUCUAUAAUGGAGCACACUAAGCUGCCACUUUCUGAUGAAAUACCAUAUAAAAGUUCAUCUAUGACAAGAAAAGGAGCCUAUGUUGCACUAUCUUAUAUGGUCUCUUCAGUUCUAUUGAUCAUAUUUAAUAAAGCAGCCCUGUCUUCAUAUAGGUUCCCAUUCACAAGUGUAAUGUCACUUUCUCAGAUGGCGUGUGCAUUUGUCAUUCUCUAUGUUUUGAAAUCGAUGAUGAUAAUUUCUUUCACAACUGCCGAAUCUAAGAGCAGUUCUUACAAUCCAGUGAUGUUUGUGCCAUCUAGGACAUUAGCUCAAACACUUCCUCUUGCAUUACCUUAUUUGCUAUAUGUUGUUGUGACGAUGGAAGCUGUCCGUGGGAUAAAUGUUCCUAUGUAUACUACCCUGAGGCGAACUACUAUUGCCUUCACAAUGAUGAUGGAGUAUUUUAUAGGUGGAAAGAGACAUUCAAAUAUUGUUAUUAUAAGUGUUGGAGUGAUUAUAUUUGGUGCGUUUAUUGCUGGAGCUCGAGAUCUUGCAUUUGAUUCCUAUGGCUAUUCAAUUGUUUUCAUUGAAAACAUGUGUAAAGCAGUAUACCUUACUUCUGUAUCUCGUGUUGGCAAAUCCACUGGACUUAAUGUUUUUGGUCUUAUGUGGUGUAAUGUUGUGCUUUGUGGACCAAUCUUACUGCUGUGGUCUGCAUUCAGAGGUGAAUUACAAUCAACCUUGAAAUUUCCUUACUUAUUAUUCCCUGGAUUUCAGGCCUUGAUCUUUCUAUCAUGUGCUUUUACUUUCUUUAUGAACUACAUUGUUGUGUUAAAUACAACAAUCAACUCAGCCCUUACACAAGCAAUUUGUAGUAACUUAAAGGAUGUCUUUACUAGUGGAUUCGGUUGGCUAUUAUUUGGUGGGCUUCCAUAUGAUUUGUUCAAUGUUCUUGGUCAAUCAAUUGGCUUCCUAGGGUCAUGCUUAUACGCUUAUUGUAAAACAAGAGGAAAAUGAGGAACAUGUUCCAUAUUUUAAAGGCGUGCAUGCAAGGCAAGAAAGACCCUUUUGAAACAUCACAACACACUACAAUAUUGUGUAACGUACAUGUAUAUUUUUGGUCUUUUUCAAAUUUAAUAUUCUCUAAAUAUAGAAAUCAUACACAAAAUUUAAGGUGUCGUAUGUGGUGGCAUCAAAAUUUUGGUGGCUAAUAUGGCUAUAGAUGAGCAUCCUGUAAGACUAUGACACGUGCAGAAAAAAGCAUAUUAUAUUAUUUGAUGUUUGGCAAA
Molecule: messenger RNA, 1409 nt
Organism: Arachis duranensis
Lineage: Eukaryota; Viridiplantae; Streptophyta; Magnoliopsida; Fabales; Fabaceae
Product: UDP-N-acetylglucosamine transporter UGNT1-like
Exons: 11
Coding region: 148-1137 (329 amino acids)
Cellular component (GO): Golgi apparatus
Molecular function (GO): antiporter activity; GDP-fucose transmembrane transporter activity
Source: RefSeq, a predicted model, not a curated record